UCUUAGAGUUGACACUUUGGUGUUCUUCUGUUCUCAGAUAUGAAUGCACAAUAAUGAAUCCAACAGCUUUUAGUUACUCUGGUUUAAAAGUUAUUGUAACAUUUUAAGGACAAAGGACUCCUAAGGUGAAAUGACACUAAUGCAUUCUAAAUGUUUGCGAGGAGUUCUUCCAUACACCGUGAAGAGCCUGUACGGGCAUUUUUUGGAAAAAGUAUGUUGCUUCGUUUCAAAUGCACAUUUCUGCACAUCAAGCGGGCGAGUGACAGAGGGGACCGUGGCGGUGGAACGGAGAGGGCCAGUGGUCACCAUGGCGAUUAACCGGCCAGAGGUACGCAACGCGGUCAACCAGGAGACAGCUCAGAGGUUGCUGGAGGAGCUGAAAGCAUUUGAGGAGGACCAGACCAUCUGUGCGGCAGUGCUGCACGGUAUCGGAGGGAAUUUCUGUGCUGGUUAUGAUCUGAAGGAGCUGGCCCAUCACUCUGCCUCCCUCAAAUUGGAGCAAGAUGUCACUAAAGGUCCCGGGCCUAUGGGCCCGUCCAGGCUGAUGCUGUCCAAGCCACUCAUCGCUGCGGUCAGUGGCUACGCGGUGGCCGGGGGGAUGGAGCUGGCCCUGCUGGCUGACCUGAGGGUGGUGGAGGAGAGUGCCAUCAUGGGGGUCUUCUGCAGGAGAUUUGGUGUACCUCUGAUUGAUGGGGGCACAGUGCGGUUGCCCCAGCUGAUUGGCCUGUCCCGCGCUCUGGACCUCAUACUGACUGGCCGCCCAGUAGGAGCGCAGGAAGCCUUAGCCUACGGGCUGGCCAAUCGAGUGGUGCCGGAUGGCACAGCGUUGCAGGUUGCCAUGGAGCUGGCGGAACAGAUCAGUUCCUUUCCACAGCAGUGUCUCCGUGCCGACCGGGCCUCUGCCUACCACGCCACCUUCAAUGCCGCCUCCUUCACAGACGCCAUGCAGUACGAGAUGGAUCACGGCCUGCCUGUCAUCCGAGCUGAGUCAGUUGCCGGGGCGACCAAGUUCAGCUCAGGGGUCGGCCGAGGAGGGAAGUUCUCCUGAUGAGUGUGUUCCACAGGUGCAUUAUGGGAAUAAUAGUUGUUCCAUUUUCCAAAUUCAUGUUUUUUCAAAACUCAGGUUACAACUGUUAAAUUAUUCCUCAUAAUCUUUACUUUGAGCCUUGUUGGUUAAUUGAUGAUGUUAAGAUGGCCAGAAUUCAUUCUGAAUGUAUAAGACUGUAUGUAAGACACCCAAACAACACACAGAAAUGAACUAUACAUUUGCUUCUCAUAGAACCAUCCAAGGUUCUCCUGUAGAGAUAAGCGAUUGUCUCCUUGUUUUUCCGACAGGCCAUAGAAAUAACAAUCCCAGUGACAUCACACACACAGAUCCUUUAGCCUCCCUCCAAAGAUGUCCCAGGUGUCUGUCAGACAGGCACACCAGCCCACCAUAAAAGUCACCUGCUCCUUAUUUGUCCCGGCCAUUUGACUGUGAUCCUCUCAUAUCAAAGAACAUGGGUGGGAGGAGAAACCCAGGGUGUUUGGCAAAGUCUGGGAAUCAAAAGCCCGGAAACCACAGCAUCAAAAGUACCAGCAUUAAGCUCCGACUCUGAACAGAACUGGAGUGAGUUAG
Molecule: messenger RNA, 1618 nt
Organism: Sardina pilchardus (European sardine)
Lineage: Eukaryota; Metazoa; Chordata; Actinopteri; Clupeiformes; Clupeidae
Exons: 6
Coding region: 131-1048 (305 amino acids)
Molecular function (GO): catalytic activity
Source: RefSeq, a predicted model, not a curated record